Messenger RNA from Orbicella faveolata, 2376 nucleotides. Its product is annotated as rhotekin-like. Gene Ontology annotation, biological process: septin ring organization; actomyosin contractile ring assembly; mitotic cytokinesis. The record is from RefSeq and is a predicted model, not a curated record. Gene Ontology annotation, cellular component: actomyosin contractile ring. Lineage: Eukaryota; Metazoa; Cnidaria; Anthozoa; Scleractinia; Merulinidae.
UGAUUUUUAUUUUGAUCUGUUUUGAAUGGCGUGACACUGAAGACCAGUCAUAAUCGGAGAAAUCCGCUUGGAAAAGUUGUUUCUGCGAGAGGUAGCGACGUCAUUUUCGAAAAUUUUGUGCGUAGUAUUUGCACGCUUCGCUCUCCUUCACGUCACGAUGGCCAUGAUCAUCAGGACAGCCACCUCUCCCUGGUCGAGAUCGUCGUCGAUCGUCGGGACGGGCCCCGUCGACCCCGUCGGGGUCCCUGUCGGGAUGAUAGAGUUCGAGAAGCACCGCUUCUUCCUAAAUGCCGGUAUCGCGGGCACCUGGUGGUAAUUUAUGUACAAAACAUGGCCACCCGAGAGGUAGGUAAUAAAUUAGAUAAGCAGAGACAGUAUCGAAAGGGCCGCGACCGGUACGAACGAAAUGAGACAGAGCCCGGUUCUUCGGUGAGCAAGAGAAGAAGAAUGAACUCAGAGUUUGUUGAGAAAUGGGAUGCCGCCGCUUUAAAGGAACUAGAUGACUCGGCAAUUCAAGAAAAGAUUGACCAUGAGGCAUGUAUACGAGAUGGAAUUGUCAAGUUGUUGGCUGCUUGCCAUGAAGAAGUCCAGGCACUUGAAGCAUCUAAGAAUCUUCUCACAAUAAAUGCUCGCAUCUUAGCACUAAUGGGGCUGCUACAAAGACACAGAGCAAAAUCAGUGAUGAGACGAAAAGGAUCAAGUUCAACUUGCCCAUUUGACUUGGAUGAUAAUGAAGCACCUUGUAAAGGAAAACUUUCACUUUCAGACAUUCGUGUUCCUUUGAUGUGGACCCAAGAUGAUCACAAUAAAACCAAGACAGAGCAACAUAUUUACUAUGUGUUCUGCUUGUUGAAGCUUGAUGGUCAAGUGCUGGACACAGCUCUUGUAGAAACUGACGAGUCAGAAACAGAUAUUUCCUUCGACAACAUUAUUGUCUUUGAAAAUGUGAGUCAUGACUUCAAGUUGGACAUGGAGAUUUACUACUCGGUGUCAUCAGAUAAUGCAGCGAACAGAGCUUCUGGUUUAAUGAGACCCCUAAGGAGAACUCCAUCUGGGCAUGAAGUUCCCAAAUUUAUACUUGCAGGGCACACUCAGUUAACAGUGGAUCACUUACAUGAAGACAUAAAAUCACAUGACCUCAAGACUGGUUUGGUUGGGGCUAGUCCCCUAGCGACCACUGUAUAUACUGAGGACUCAAACAUGCCAUUGUUAGCUCUGUGGGGUCAGAUUUGCUGUCGUCUAGCUGCUAGACCAACUUGUGUGGAACAAGUUCAGAUGAGUGGGUUCCUUGAAGUACAGAGAAUGAUUGGCAACCAGUCUUCAUGGUGUCGACUUUGGUGUGUUUUGAGACAUGGGAGAAUUAAAUGCUGGAAAAGUAAAGAGGACUUUGAUGAGAACGAACUGGUGGAGUGUAUAGAAAUCAAGCCACAUAUGGAGAUAACAGACACAAUCAGUCCUACCUUUCAGCACCGGCACAUCCUUAUUCUUACAAGUACAAGUUUAACGCCUGAAAAGGAGCCAGUGUUGGCAUGUGAGUCAGAUGAAGAAUAUGCAUGCUGGAGGGAUGCCUUGCACCAAGCUAUUUUGGAUGUUACAGCAUGGAAAACAACCUGCCAACAAGAGAUGAAUAUAGUUUAUCCAUCUCAACACAAACGUUCCUUUGUUGAGAACAAAACCUUAUAUGAUUCAGUUGAGGUUCCACUGUCAUCUUUUGCUGAAACCGUUAUAAAUGAUGGUAAACGUCAACCCCUGUGCGAACUGAAAUCAAUUCCGGCAGAUUCCCCAAGCAUUGAAUGCACAUAUGACAUCUGGCAAAAAAGAGACCCCCUAAACAGAAGCUUCAGAAAGGGAAAGAAGAAAGGAGCUGAUGAGAAUGUGUUAAAUUAUGAAACUACAAUUUAACUCUUUAUUCAUGGAUCCGGGAAGUAAUCGUCGCAGAGAAAACAGUCGCACUAAAAUAGUGUAUUAGUGACAGCACCCCUCACCUCUCACCUCCUUGUCUUCUCUGUUUUCCUCCGUCAAGAGGUACGCCAGUCUUAGAGGAAAUCACACUCUAGCUAUACGUGAAGGAACAUGACUGUAUAUAGAAUUAAGUGUAACCCAUGUUCUUAAGUAUUGGACUGAGUGUGCACAUUAGUUGCAGUUUUAACUGUAGACUGGAAGCAACCUUUGAGUUGAUCGUUCGCAUGAAGGCAAGACUGCAGACUUUCUAACUGUCUAGAUAAAAUUUGAUUUGUGAUUUUCGCCGCGUCGGAAAAAGAAUUCUAUCCCAAAAAAUUACACUUUACUGAAGUAGAUUGAAAAUAGACCAAUUUCGAUAUAUUAAAAUUCAGCCUAAAACGAUAGACCUCAGUACGAGGCUCUGGGGAAUAACUA